This is a messenger RNA of Glarea lozoyensis ATCC 20868, 2772 nucleotides long. RefSeq lists its product as uncharacterized. Lineage: Eukaryota; Fungi; Ascomycota; Leotiomycetes; Helotiales; Helotiaceae. The coding region runs from base 1 to 2772 and encodes 923 amino acids. The transcript is spliced from 2 exons. The record is from RefSeq and is a predicted model, not a curated record.
AUGCCGUCCAAAUUCUCUUUGCAGAGACCUUAUGUCGUAGCGACACUGCCGAAACCUCUUGAUCAUGACCAUGGAGGUUAUGUUAUUGGAGAAGUGUUUGGCGGGGCACCUGGCUCAAAAAAGAGAAAAAGAUCGGAACUAGUCGUUGGAAUUGAUGGUGAAGGUCUUAACAUUUACGAUAUAUCCUCAACCAGGCUCAUCACCUCCUAUGCUCUCCCUCCGCAGUCGUCCUUUUCCUGCAGUCCAACCUCGUUUCGCAGUCGGCUGUCGAAAAGCAGAAUCAGUCGACGAACGUACGCAUCUACUAGUGGGACCGACGCUAGAAUUACUGUAUUCAAGGACGACAAUGAUGUAUCGACAGGAACAACCUCUUCCAGCGCAUCGCGCAUCGUCACAGGCGCUGGAAAUCCAAUUGUUUUCAACGGUAUUACCACGCCCCACCAUGGGACAGAUGCAUCAACGGGUCUCAAAGAACUUAUAGUAGUUAGAAAAAGCGGCGAUAUUGAAUGUCUGGAUGGCGACACUCUCGAAGAAAGAUGGACCUCGCCUGCGUCCGCAUUAGAGGGAACCAUCGACGAGUUGGGCGGUCAACGGGUUGUCGAGUUUGCGGCUUUGACUAGCUCCUACUCUGUAGCUCAAGGGAUAUUCAAGGAGAGUCAGAAAAUAUCUACAGCUUUUCCCCAGGAAGUUUCUGAGGAUGGCUAUAAUCCAGAUGUUCUUGUGCUUGUAUCACGACAGGAUUCGCCGGGGUCUUCCUUCGUUAGGUGGAUUCAUAUCGUCGCAUUUCCACGUAUAUCAUUAGGCCAGGCGAUGGGCUCGAAACACUCGGUACAUGUCUUGCUCUCGGCACAACUACCCGCAGGCAGUGCUCAUCGCUCUGAAAAAACAGCGCACUUCGCUCUCCACGCACUUGGUGGCACUCUGCACCAACUGUACGAGAGUAAGUUGACCACCUUCACGCUGACUGAACUAGGAGCGAGGGUGCAAUCAAACAUGAAUGUUCACGAUUCUAAUUCGUUCCUCCGACUGUCAAGCACAUCUAUUAUGGUUUCUUCUCAGGCCAAAUUGAAUGUUUAUAAUCCCAAGUAUCAAUCCCUAUUGUCGACAGUCGACUUGGCCAUUCUCAACGAGAAGGAGACGCUUAAGCGUAAGCGCGAAACGGAUUCUGAGGGCGAAAAUGUCCCCUUAGGAAAGUCUUACCUCGCAAGCUACUUUCCCAAGCUUAGCAUUGCUCUAGCACUCGUUGGCAACAAUAUUGUCGCAGUCCAGAUUGAAGGGAACAAGGAUCGUAAAGGUGGAUCCAGCGCCACAGGACUACUGAUUGACUCGCUGGGUUGUGCAAUGCCUGGGCAGAAACGCGACACAGAAAAAAAGUUGAAUGCAAAAAUUUUGGACUCCGUCACAAUAACCGGUCAUUUCCCUGGGACUGUAAACGCCGAUGGGCCGUCUAUCAAGAGUGUUCGGAAACUCGAAGCAGCUGUGUCUGCUGGCGACGUGGAGCAAUUUGACAAAAUAAUGGCGGAGAAGGGAGUGAGACCUAUACUUGGAUCUGAUAAGAAGUUCUCGCAAGAAUUGUCCAAACGGGCAAUUAUUGCCAUUGAUCGACGCUGGAUUUUGUACUCCUUGAGAAAAAUAUUUCAGUGGAAUCACUCAGCGAACGGGGGAGAACCUCGACUUUCCGUGUCCUUUUACGCUCCAACAACAUUUCUCUGGCUCAUUCAGAGUGGCCAUAUGACUAUCUCAAACAUUCGCGCAGCGUUUCAAGGUGAUUCUGCGCUCUUUGAUUGCGAGAUCGACGCGAGCGAUCUCGUCUCUGCCGUAUAUGAUAUCAAUCCGGAUAUGGAUUUGUUAUUUGGCCUCGUUAGGCACAAUCAUCUGGAUGCCAUUGGAUUGGUCGAAGUUGUUCGAAUCUUAAUUGAGAGCUUUGAGCUGUUAGGGGAGAAAAACGAUGCCCGGCCAAGUUUGCUCACCAACGGAGAAGGUGCUCCUGAUGACGAUGAAGACAUGGAUGCUGAGAUAGAAGAACUCGGGGCAGAAGCUGAGGAAUUUCUGAAUCUUGCAGAAUACCACCUCGAAGCAGGAUCUGGGGUCAGAGGUCAAGCUUUAAGUUUGUCGCUUUCUAAACUAUAUGCUUGUCCGACAAACUCUAUCGUGAAUGCUCUCCAAACCAGACUGUCGAGCCGGGAAAUUGUUUGUCUGAUCUACUUGCUCAGGUUCGAUCUGCAAAAGGGAGGUUGGACUGCCAAGUAUCUUGAUACUGAUCCUCAAGAUGAGGCGACAGAUGCUGCCGAAGUUCCAGAUAAUGCGAUCAUACUCAUAUCGACGUUACUGGGAAAUUGUAUCGAUGCUAUUGGGGCUGGUGGAUGGUUGGCUGGUGAUGCGAUGUUGGUGCGUGGAGACGGCAGUUCAGAUGCAGAAGAUUUGAUUUCAGCCCUUAAGCUUGAAGUUAGUGCUGCAUUAGAGUCCAUCGAGGAAGGAACAUACUUGAAAGGUAUAACAUCUGAAAUGGUGCGGUACGGAAAUGCGGUUCAAAUGGCUCUGAAAGAGCAACCUCAUCACGAACCCUCCGCAAACAAGAAACGCAAACCUGUCACAUUGAAGUUGAUUGAUCCAGAGCAGAUGAUUUUACCUGUCGGUCUAAAAGCAGAACAGCAAAUUUCACGUCAAAGGGUUGGUGCCGGAGGAGAGAUUCAGGCACGAACGGCUAGAGACAUUGGGCACUUGAAGAGUCAGAAGGUCGGCAAAUAUACCUUUGAGCGGAUUGUGAUUUGA